Misgurnus anguillicaudatus (oriental weatherfish) is the source of this 3085-nucleotide messenger RNA. The record is from RefSeq and is a predicted model, not a curated record. Lineage: Eukaryota; Metazoa; Chordata; Actinopteri; Cypriniformes; Cobitidae.
AUGGGUUCCCUGUGUUCAUUUGUGUUUUGGUUUAUGUCUCUGUGCAACCUGUGUUUAACUUGUGUUCAUUUGUGUUUUGGGUUUAUAUUAUGUCUCUGUGUACCUGUGUUUUACCUGUGUUCAUGUAUACCCUUGUUCCUAGUUGUAUCUCCCUGUGUUAAUUAGUGUCUCCGCCCCCUUGUUUGUAACCAUGGUUAUUCAUUAUGUUCAUGCCUCUCCCCUUGUGUGUUGUCCUGGUUACUCAUUGUUCCUGCUUUGUCAUUGGUUAUUGUCAUGCAUAUAUACUCUGCCUGUUCAGUCCUUGUUUGUGGUUUGUCGUAAGAUGUCGCUAGUCUCUUGUGUUCCCUGGUUUUGUUUUUGCCUUGUUUUCACCUUUUAUUUACAAUAAACUGCACUUGGAUCCGCACCUUUUGCCUCAUCUUGUCUCAACCGUGACAGAACAAACCACCAACUAGGAUCCAGCAGCAAUUCAUCAUUCCCCGUGUUUUUUCAAGUCCCCUGGAUUAUUCAUAGUAUUAGCAUGCAGCGUGUUGGCAGCAUUUACAUUCAGGCUUGUCCUCCCUCCACGGAGCAGGAGUUAUGGGACAAAGCAGUGGAGUUAGACGCCCUCCGUCAGCGGGGGCAACCUGUGAAUAGUCUCGCCCAUGUAUUUUUAACUUUGGCGACUGGUUUGGGCUACACUGAAGCGGAGCUGAACUACGCGUUUAACAACUGUCUGGAUGACCCUUUGCCGCUUUGGCAAAUGGCUGGGCUCGAACAGAUGGAGUUUGUCGAGUUCGUCCAUUACGUGGACAAGUGUAGCGGGAGAUAUGCUCGAUGCACACCAGAGACACUUGAAUGCAGGACCGCUGCUCCCGUGCAUAGGACUAUUGAGACUUCCGUGCCGGUGAACACUACCCCUUCGCGUUGCUCACGACACCGGCGACGGAGGAAGAAAUCCCUGCCCGAGCAAGCCACUGUAAGUACGGACGCUAAUUCCCCGAGUUUUGUUUCCCCUGGGUCAGCGCCCGUGCUUAAAAUGGCCGCCACUUCAUCCUACUCCAUACCUCAGUUCGCUACUGUUAAUCCAUCCCCAGUUUUCGAGUUUGCCACAUCCAUACCAGCUCCGAUUUAUCAGAAAGCCACCAUCAUCACCGUUCCAGUUGUUAAGGGUGCAGUAAUAACACCUACAUACAUUCUCAGAAUGGCUCCCAUACCCGAAUCCAUUGAGUCCUCCGAGCCGAGUGAAUCUCCUGAGUCCUCCGAGCCGAGUGAAUCUCCUGAGUCCUCCGAGCCGAGUGAAUCUCCUGAGUCCUCCGAGCCGAGUGAAUCUCCUGAGUCCUCCGAGCCGAGUGAAUCUCCUGAGUCCUCCGAGCCGAGUGAAUCUCCUGAGUCCUCCGAGCCGAGUGAAUCUCCUGAGCCGACUGAGUCUUCUGAUUCCCCUGAGCCGACUGAGUCUUCUGAUUCCCCUGAGCCGACUGAGUCUUCUGAUUCCCCUGAGCCGACUGAGUCUUCUGAUUCCCCUGAGCCGACUGAGUCUUCUGAUUCCCCUGAGCCGACUGAGUCUUCUGAUUCCCCUGAGCCGACUGAGUCUUCUGAUUCCCCUGAGCCGACUGAGUCUUCUGAUUCCCCUGAGCCGACUGAGUCUUCUGAUUCCCCUGAGCCGACUGAGUCUUCUGAUUCCCCUGAGCCGACUGAGUCAUCUGUGCCCACUGAGUCAUCUGUGCCCACUGAGUCAUCUGUGCCACAUUGGUCAGCUAGUGUGGCCACCCCAAAGCUCCAGAGACUUUCUAUUGUCACCAGUACUAUGGCCAGUACAGAACUCUCUGCCUGUUUCACGAUGGCUGUCCCCAAACUCAUUGCCCUGUCUAACCAGGCCCAGAGGGUCUCUCUCUGUUGUUUUCUUCUACCCAGGAUCCUGAGACCACCAGCACCACCCUGGUAUCCAGUUCCUCUCUGGCCUCUGGCUCCGCCCUGGGUUCCUGCUCUGCCGGCUCCGCCCUGGGUUCCUGACCUGUCCAGGCUUUUUGCCCUGCCGGCUCCACCCUGGGUUCCUGCUCUGCCGGCUCCGCCCUGGGUUCCUGACCUGUCCAGGCUUCUUGCCCUGCCGGCUCCACCCUGGGUUCCUGCUCUGCCGGCUCCGCCCUGGGUUCCUGCUCUGCCGGCUCCGCCCUGGGUUCCUGCUCUGCCGGCUCCGCCCUGGGUUCCUGCUCUGCCGGCUCCGCCCUGGGUUCCUGCUCUGCCGGCUCCGCCCUGGGUUCUGUCUCCGCCUGCGGCUUCUCCUUGGUCCCUGUCUCCGCCUGCGGCUCCUCCUUGGUCCCUGUCUCCGCCUGCGGCUCCUCCUUGGUCCCUGUCUCCGCCUGCGGCUCCUCCUUGGUCCCUGUCUCCGCCUGCAGCUCCGCCUUGGUCCCUGUCUCCGCCUGCGGCUCCGCCUUGGUCCCUGUCUCCGCCUGCGGCUCCGCCUUGGGCCCUGUCUCCGCCUGCUGCGCCGCCUUGGUCCCGGUCCCCGCCUGCGGCGCCGUCUUGGUUCCUGUCUCCGCCUGCGGCUCCGCCCUGGCCCUUGGACUUUUGUGGCCUUGGCCCACCAUCCCUCCCCCGGGUCCACCUCCAUGCCACCGCCCUCCUAGACUGUUGUACUUUGGGGUUUUCUGGGGGGCGUCUGGAAGCCGCCCCUUUGAGGGGGGGCUAUGUAACAUGGGUUCCCUGUGUUCAUUUGUGUUUUGGUUUAUGUCUCUGUGCAACCUGUGUUUAACUUGUGUUCAUUUGUGUUUUGGGUUUAUAUUAUGUCUCUGUGUACCUGUGUUUUACCUGUGUUCAUGUAUACCCUUGUUCCUAGUUGUAUCUCCCUGUGUUAAUUAGUGUCUCCGCCCCCUUGUUUGUAACCAUGGUUAUUCAUUAUGUUCAUGCCUCUCCCCUUGUGUGUUGUCCUGGUUACUCAUUGUUCCUGCUUUGUCAUUGGUUAUUGUCAUGCAUAUAUACUCUGCCUGUUCAGUCCUUGUUUGUGGUUUGUCGUAAGAUGUCGCUAGUCUCUUGUGUUCCCUGGUUUUGUUUUUGCCUUGUUUUCACCUUUUAUUUACAAUAAACUGCACUUGGAUCCGCACCUUUU